AUGUCUACCGUCGCCGAGCUCUGUCCAGUCUACGCUCCCUUCUUCGGAGCAAUGGGAUGUACAUCCGCCAUUGUCUUCACCUGUAUCGGUGCUGCCUACGGUACCGCUAAAUCAGGUGUCGGAAUCUCUGCCAUGGCUGUUCUCAGACCUGAUCUCAUGAUGAAAUGUGCUAUUCCUGUCGUUAUGGCUGGUAUCAUUGGUAUCUAUGGUCUCGUCGUAUCAGUUUUAAUUACUGGUGGUCUCGCUUCCCCCAUGCCUUUAUACACUGGAUUUAUUCAACUAGGUGCUGGACUUUCAGUCGGUCUCGCCGGUCUCGCUGCCGGUUUCGCCAUCGGUAUCGUCGGUGAUGCUGGUGUCAGAGGUACUGCUCAACAACCUAGAUUAUUCGUUGGUAUGAUUCUUAUCCUCAUUUUCGCCGAAGUCUUGGGUCUUUACGGCUUGAUCGUAGCUUUGAUUCUUAACACCAACGCCGGUGUCACCUACACUUGUCCUGUGCCCCAGUAA
This is a messenger RNA of Kwoniella shivajii, 504 nucleotides long. Its product is annotated as V-type proton ATPase proteolipid subunit. The record is from RefSeq and is a predicted model, not a curated record. Gene Ontology annotation, cellular component: proton-transporting V-type ATPase, V0 domain; membrane. The transcript has 6 exons. Gene Ontology annotation, molecular function: proton-transporting ATPase activity, rotational mechanism. Lineage: Eukaryota; Fungi; Basidiomycota; Tremellomycetes; Tremellales; Cryptococcaceae. Bases 1 to 504 code for a protein of 167 amino acids. Gene Ontology annotation, biological process: proton transmembrane transport.